Messenger RNA from Vanderwaltozyma polyspora DSM 70294, 828 nucleotides. It is a transcript of the gene MMS21, whose product is annotated as SUMO ligase MMS21. Bases 1 to 828 code for a protein of 275 amino acids. The record is from RefSeq and is a predicted model, not a curated record. Gene Ontology annotation, biological process: double-strand break repair via homologous recombination; protein sumoylation. Gene Ontology annotation, cellular component: nucleus; Smc5-Smc6 complex. NCBI's taxonomy places the organism in Eukaryota, Fungi, Ascomycota, Saccharomycetes, Saccharomycetales, Saccharomycetaceae. The transcript has a single exon. Gene Ontology annotation, molecular function: zinc ion binding; SUMO ligase activity.
AUGAGCAUCAAGUUGCCUGAUUCGGUUCCGUUGCAUAGGGGAUUAAUUAGAGAGUUUCAUGACAUAAGGGUUUCUGAUGUUUCUUCAUCUUUUGUUUCAUGCCAGAAGGAGAUCUAUGAUACUUUAAUGUUCUUUCUAGAGUCCGGGAUAGAUUAUGAAGAUUUAUGUCCCUUGGUCAAGUCUAAUUGUGACACCUAUAUACAGUUACUGGAACAAGAAGAGGAAUCGCAAGGGUUUCAAACGAAAUUUAAAACGAUUAAAGAAAACUAUAAGGAGAUGACUGAAAGUUGUGAGGUGUUUGAUUUAGAUACGAUGGAUAGAUAUGCUGAAAGGGAUAUUACAGCGCCCCAGCUUUCAAAAUUAUUGAAAGAAGCUAAUGACGGCUAUAUACCAAAGAUUAAGAUAUCUAUUACGAUGGUUGAUAGGAUAUUAAGAGCAUUCCCAUAUAUCUGGAAAGAUCCCAAGUGUAUUCUCCCAGACUCUUUACUUGGAGAUGGGUUCAAUAAUGAUGCGAAUGAAGAUGAAAUCGAGAUGGCUGGUGGGUCUAUAGAGUUGACAUGUCCAAUUACUACUUUGAUCUAUGAAGAACCAAUGAUAUCAAAAAAAUGUCAACAUACUUUUGACAAAAGUGGAUUAACUGAGUACUUGAAGAAUUCAGACACUAAUCGUUAUAUGGAGAAAGAUUGUGCUAAAGAUGGUUGCUCCAAGAAAAUUUCAAUGGAUGAUUUCUCUCCAGAUACAAUAAUGUCAUUGAGAUGUAAAAUUUAUCAGAUAAAGAGAAAUGAAAAUAACAAUAACAUGAAACUAGAGGCGCUGGAUGUACUCUGA